UCGGGUUGCAGGCAGUCAGGCUGCCCGGCAGAGGAAGGCGCGAGGAGGCGAGCACGGCAGCAGCAUGGCUUCAUCGCAAGGCAAGAGUGAGCUGAAAUUCGCAGACUGGAUGGCAACUUUGCCAGAAAGCAUCCACAGCCUCCCCCUCACCAACCUAGCGAUCCCAGGGUCUCACGACUCCUUUAGCUUCUACAUCGACGAAGCCUCUCCAGUUGGACCUGAACAACCAGAAACUGUCCAGAAUUUUGUCUCCGUAUUUGGGACUGUGGCUAAAAAGUUGAUGAGAAAGUGGUUGGCAACACAGACGAUGAACUUUACUAGCCAGCUAGGUGCAGGUAUACGAUAUUUUGAUCUCAGAAUUUCCACUAAACCCAGAGACCCUGACAAUGAACUUUACUUUGCUCAUGGUUUAUUCAGUGCCAAAGUCAAUGAGGGCCUUGAAGAGAUCAACGCAUUUCUGACUGACCACCAUAAAGAAGUGGUCUUCUUGGACUUCAAUCAUUUCUAUGGGAUGCAGAAAUAUCAUCAUGAGAACCUGGUCCAAAUGCUCAGAGGCACCUUUGGAAAUAAAAUGUGCCCUGCUAUAUUUGCCCAAGAAGUAAGUCUCCAGUACCUGUGGGAGAAGGAUUACCAAGUGUUGGUAUUUUAUCACAGUCCAGUGGCUCUUGAGGUACCAUUUCUUUGGCCAGGGCAGAUGAUGCCAGCUCCUUGGGCAAACACAACAGACCCAGAAAAACUGAUUCAGUUUCUUCAGGCAUCAAUCAUUGAGAGAAGAAAGAAGGGCUCCUUUUUUAUAUCUCAAGUGGUGCUGACCCCCAAAGCUAGUACUGUGGUUAAGGGUGUUACUAGUGGACUCAGAGAAACAAUCACAGAAAGGGCUCUUCCUGCAAUGAUGCAUUGGGUCCGAACUCAGAAACCAGGAGAAAGUGGUAUCAAUAUUAUCACUGCUGAUUUUGUAGAACUUGGUGACUUUAUCAGCACUGUCAUAAAACUCAACUAUAUCCUGGAUGAAGGCGAAGCUGAUACUACUUGAUACUACUGCAAUAUAUUUGUUGUUCAUUGAGUAGAUUUAAAAAGAAAACCCAAUUGUAUUAGAAAAAAAUAUCUUGUAACACACAGAUCUUCCUAUAACACUGAAUCUCUGAGGUGUUUAGGGCAGUAGUGGGUGGACAAAGGGAAAUGUUUUCAUUGGUUAUUAUAAUGUUCUACCUUAAUAAACCCUCAUGUUUUUCAUUUGAAGAGCAAAACAGGAUUUCUUUAGUGGUCGACUAGAGAAAGCCACUUGCACAUUUUCCACAAAGUACCAAAUAUAAUUUCUGUGUCUUACUUCUAAGGUUAUUAAUAGUGCCAAGCAAUUUGCUGUAUGCAGACUGGAGGGACAUAUAAUGCCCUAUGUCUGCACAGGGAAUUCCCACUGACAUGAAUGUUUUGCUGCAGACCAAGGGCAGUAUAUGACCCUAACAUUUUAAUUCAAAGCACUUCAUCUGUUAGGUGGCUUAACUGAUUACAUUCAUUGGCGGGCAUCAGUUUAUUGGCCUUUGGGGAAUAAAUUCAAUAUAAAGCCAUGCCUGCAACUCUUGUAUCAUCAGCAGGCAGCAAAUAUUCAGACCCAUAGUCUGUAGCCUUUGCAGAACAUGGGCCAAAUCCUGACCACCUUCUCACCUGGGGUAGGAUUGUCAGAAGUGCUGUGCGCUUGCUGAAGUCAAAGAGUGUGCAGCAUUGGCCUAACUCUAAUCCCAUCAAAGCCAGAGGGAGUUUUACCAUGGACUUCAGUAGGAGCCGAGCUAAGGCAAUGCUGAGCACUUUUAAAAAUCCCUCCCAGGAGACGUCCCACUCACGGGUCUGAUGCAAAGCCCAUUGAAGUCAAUGGGAGGCUUUCCAUUCAUCAGCUUUGGACCGGGCCCUAAUUCAGUAGAAUUACUCAUGUGAGUAGGAUGAGCAGGAUUUGACCUCAUCUAUAGAAAUUUGCUUUCUGCAGGAAUAAAUCGAUACAGACGAAACAUUGACUUGUUUAAUAUGAAGGGGUAGUAUCAAGUUCUCUUUAAGGCAGCUAUAAACACAGAACAACAGUUUUCUGCUGAUGAAAAAAUUGGUGCCAAUUCAACAGUGAAAAAAUGCUCUAUUAAAGAGUGGAACAGUUCAGUGAGUAGCAUAUAACAUUAACCUAUGGUCCUUUCAUUCAUGUGAAAUAAUAAAUCAUGACAAGAGGUUUAGAAUAUCUGCUAUUACAACAGCAGACCCUCCAGUCCCCCUACUCUUAAUGAAACAUAUAUCACUCUAAUAGGUGAAAAAAUUGGUGAGGUAUAAAAUAAAGUGAGAGCAGAGUCAUUGUAUGGUUUCAACAACUCACAAUUGAAAAUUACUAGAGUUAAUCAUAUAUACUGAUGUGCAUGCAGACAAUGGAGGAAAGCAGAACAUUUAGUAAAAUUUGUACAAAUCAUAUGGACUCCAGAGUAGUACAAGGGGAAAUUGCUCAUUGAAAUAUAGUUUAAAUCUGAAAGGUUGAGUGUUAAGGUGGUAUCCUUAUUCAGUUGAAGUCCCCUUAAUAUCAAUGGAAGUUGCUUGAGUAAGGCCUAAGAAUGGUUUUAUUUGGCCCUUACUAAUUUCCAUUAAGUGAUUAAAACAUUAGGAAUAGAAACUGCAAAUGCAAUGUUCUGAGGUUACGAAAAUGAAAAUGGCGUCACCAGGAAGGGAUAUAUUUUCAUUAACAAAGUAGUGGAAUAAAAGGUAUACUCACUGGUAUUUUAUAUUUAGAUGAUGUGCCAGUGUGUGUCUAUGCAUGUAUGUGUGCAGAAAAGGCACAUAUAUAUACAUACAGACAUAUAUAGUCUGUAUGUACACAAUACAGAGACAUGCACACACAGAACUGUGCCCUCAUUUUUAGCUAUAGGUAUAUAUACAGGUUAAAGAAUGUAGAAAGUAAAUUUACAACUACUUCUUCAUUAACCAUUCCUGUGUGUUAAUUAGGGCUAUGAGAAUCAGUCACAAUGGAACCUUAAAACCCGGCCAGUUUGGUUUCUUUACUAACCCAAAACUUGACCAAAACAUUUGCUGAGGUUCACAAACACUGUCUCUUCCCAUAGGAGAUGGAGGAAGCUAUGGUUUUCACACAAAGCCAGACAAAACUCAGUAGGUUCUGAUGAACGUAGUUUUCAGUUUCCAGAUUCUCUCAAAGGAAAAUUCAACAGAUGAGAGCUACAUGAGUUGAAAUGUGAGUUUUGCCGAAUCCCGUGCAAACUGAAACUGCCACAUUUUGCACAGUUCUCAAGGCAGUGCCUUUCCUUUUAACAGGGUGUCUGGUGAUAUAAAUCUACAACUUGUUUGCUUACUUAUUGGAGAUAUGGUUUAAGAAGCUAUUUUCAUAAUUAUUUCAGUGAGCCAAAUUGCUUUUUUUCCCCUCAAUGUCUUCUGUCAUUUUUCAGUUAUUUAAAUGUGGCCAAAGUAUUUUAACUGCAUAUAAAUAUUGUAUGUUAAAAAAAAAUUAAAAUCUGAACAUUGCAAACAUCUUUAGGGCGAGCAAAGAAAAAAGACUAAUUUGCUUUUAUUUUGUGAUUGGGUUUCUAUUAUAACCCACUGAAAGGCACAAUGUUGAUUUCCUCUUGUAAACCCUGAGUCAAGCACACAUAAAAUGCCACAAGGGUUUCAUUUAUAUAAAUAGUACUGAAAACAGGUGUUUCAAUGUAUUUAAGAAAAAAGUAUAUAUAAAUAUAACUAUGUUGUAUCUUAAGCUUAUUGGCAUUGUUAAAAUGUUUGCUUAGCAUCAGUUGUGUCCUAUUUGUUGUUUGGGUGCUGGAAAAUAAAAGCAAAGCAAAAAAGUCCUCUGCAAAGAUAGGGUAAUAAACAAAUUAUGUAGUUUCUCCAUUAGGGUGGGGGAGGGAAGAGAUCUUUCUGCUGUUAGCUAAAUGCACAAAAAAACCUUGUCGGAUAAAUGACAUUUUUGUUCAGCUGUUAAUCUCCUUCCCAAUGAAGAAGAACAGAAUGUAAUAGCAAGGGCUGUGGAUAAACAAACUUGCUUUAACUAUUGUCGGGGAGGAAAUAGAGUAACAUGUUCAGUUUGCUAGGCUGUGAUGGACAAAAAUCUUAAUCCUGCCAUCCUAACAGGCAGAGUUUCCAUUGUUGUUCUUGUAGGAUGCUUGUCAAAAAACCAGACAAACCAGAAAGGAAGUGUGCGAUACAACUGGAUCAUUUUAGGGCUUGUCUACACAGGGAGUUAUUUCAGAAUAGCUAUUCCCAAUUAACUCCAUGUGUGGAUGCUUAUAUUCCAGCAUGAGUAUCUUAUUCCACAAUAGCUUAAUCCAUACAGCCUUCUUAUUCCAGAAUAAGAGCAACUACCCAUGGAAUUAAUCAGGAAUGAUUAAUCUGCUUUAACUUCUCACUUUCACUUACUCUGUAUUAAUUUUCAUGUGUAGACAAGUCCUUAGAGCCCAAUCUCGCCAUCUGUAUUUAGGCAAAAUUGACUUGAACAUUAAAUUUGUCUGCUUAUGAACUCCAGAAUUGGGUCCUAGUACGUUCCACUGUUUGACAUACCCUGCUUUGGUUUUUCUGCACACAUACCACAUGGAAUCCUAUAUGGGAAAUAAUGACUGUAAUCUACUGAUAAGAGCAAAAACCCCACCUAAGAUACUGGGCAUCAUAAUUUUUCCAUCUGUUGCAUUUUGCAUCCUUCACUGUCUUUUGGAGCUUGCAAUGUUAAUUCGUGGGCUAUCAUCACAUUGUCUUUUUUCUCCUCUUGUACACAUUUAACCACUCGUGUCUCUAGUCUAGUGUGUACAUGUCAAGUAAUAUGAAUCUUUUGGGUGUUAUGACACAGCUACUUAAUGUUUUCUUUCAGUCAGAUCUGCAAAAAUUACCUAUCACAACAGAGCACCACAUAAAUUAAAGAUCUUCAAGGCACCAGAUGCUCAGCUGGUGUAAAUCGGUAUAGCUCCAAUCAUUUUCUUGGGGCUAUCUUGAUUUAUACCUCAUGAGGAUUUGGCCAGCUGAUUUCAUACCAGUAUACUCAUUGGCUUCAGUGAAGUUAUUUCUGACUUACACCAGUGUAUGUGAGAUCAGAAUCAACCUAAAGGGUCCAAAUUCUGUUCAGUUUUCACCAGUGUACCCCCCCCCAUGGAAGCCAACUAAAGUAUCAAUAGUAAUGAAAUCAAUGAUAUUGCAACUGGUGUAACUACAAGUAGAAUUUGCCCCAGUAUUUUGAUAGUGUAAUUUACACAUACAUUCUGCUGUUUAAAAGGAUCAUAGUGUUCAUUUCUGUAAAAGUAUGUACAAUAUGUGUGUGUACCUCCUGAAUGCAGAGUCAAAUCCUGCUGUCAAAACAUCUCUAUUGGCUUCAGAGGAGUUACUGCAGAUUUACACUGGCGUAAUCAAGAGCAGAAAUUGACCAGUGUGUGGUACAUGGUAUGAAAGGAAAUAAAAAAUUCUGAAGACUAGCUGAGAAAUAUAAAAAAAGAGAAGUCUACUGAGAACAUAUCUCUAGUGGUUUUCAUUCUGAAUACAAUGCAUGGAGUGAUGAGCAUUGCCAUCUGAAUGGGCUAUAUGCAGAUUCAAGAGUUCAGCUAACACCAUUUUAGACCGCUAAACUCCUUUUCAGUGAAGCAAAAGCUAAUAGUUUAUAUGAUGUGUUUGCCAUAUUUCACUGGUAGCUUCUGUGUUAUAUACAGUUGUCAACAUUGUUCUGAAUUGUAUGUUUACCCACUGACAAGGAUAAAAUAUGCUGUAGAGUAUGUAAAAUGUAUUGAUGACCAGUUUCUUGGAGUUAAGUGAUUUUUCUCUAUUAUUAUUUGUUUAUUACUGUGCUGCUGUUUUAUAGGUACUGGCUACGUGUGUGUGUGUGUGUAUGUAUGUGUGUGGGGGGGUGGGGGUUGUGUAUAAAAUGUGAGAAAGAACUUAUCCUAAAGGAAAAGGGCAGUCAUGGUACCUGCCUUACGGUAGCUACAUUAUUUUGUUAAGCCCCAUAGUUAUGAGUUCAGAUUUCAAAACAAGUUGUGUGGUUUCUGAAUGUUUUUUGUAGAACUGGGUUUUACUUUUUAGAGGGAGUUGAACUUACUUGGAGCUCAUUUAAAAACUGAUAAGGAUUAGCACAUUUUUAUGAUCAAAUUAACUAUACACAAAUAUCAAGACCUAAUGUGACAUAUAUUGGCCAGAUCAUUCCCUCAGAUAUACACUCACAGCUCCUAUUUAUGUCAAGGGGAAUUGGACACAUCUAAUGGAGAGCAUGUAAUUUGCACUGUAUUUUAGUGUAGCUAUGACACUUAGGGCAAAAUCUGCCAAGGUACUUCAGCGGUGGGUGGGGAAAUACCUGGGUGCUGGAUAAUACUGAGAAUGUCCUCUGGUGGAAUAUGGUGGAAACCUGCCCCGGGAUCAGGGUUCAUUCCACAUGUUGAAGAGGGAAGUUAGGGACAAGGAGAUACUCAGGCCAGUCCUGCCCAUUGACAGCAUUCUGCUGUCUUGAGUGAUUACAGCUUUCACUAUGAAGGGAUGUAACGUCCAACAGGCCAGAGUUGAAAGGCUUUAUGCUCUAAGAAAGAAGGGGAGCGUCAGUACUUUCUACUACAUAGAAAUAUGAUGAAUCAGCCAACCAUGUCUCCUCACCAAUCAAAGACAGUUCCCCCUUCCUGUUUCUGCCUGCAGCACCUCUCCUUGAUGUUAAGGGUGAGUGUGUCCCCAACACCCAAUAUGUGACACAAGGCAGGUCUAACUCCAGAUCUGCCCAGCCAGACAGCUGCGUGCUGGCCUGCUCAGAGGAUACACAGCUAUUGUAUGUCUGUAUGGUGGGGAGGGGAGCUUCAGAGUCAAACCUGCUUAAGAAACAUAACAGGUUUGGGGUAUUGAGGUGAAACCCAGUGAGAAUCCACCCUGCUGGUUGGGGAAGAAGCUGCCGCAGUGUUUAAUUUGUGGCAGGGCUGAGCCCCAGUACCUCUAGGCUUGCCACAUCAGUUAGGAAAGUAAAUCAUUGCUUGAGCCCCAGCACCUCUGGGUUUGGCAGUUCAUAGCUCCAGCACUUCUGGGCUUGCUGCAUCAGUUAUGAAAGUAAAAAAAUUGCUUGAGUCCCAGCACCUCUUUCAUUACAAAUUAAGCACUGAGCGGAAGUGCUGCUUACCUAAUUUCAGCACCCUUCUGCAAGCUCUCUACCCCCUGUCCAUCAUCCCUCCCCUCCCUUCAAUGUGCACUAAUAUGCCUUACCCUACUCUCAACCUCAUCUCCCUCCCAGCAUCACUAGCAGAGGUGAACAAACCCACAUCCAUGCUGGAUAUGGGAAGGUUGCUGGUUUCAAUGCACAGCUUCCAGCUUUGUUCAACAACUUCCAUGAAGGGACACAGGGCUAGGAGAAGGCAGAGAGAGAUCUAGGUCUCCUGUCGCAGGCAGGUUUCCCCCACCUCCACCACCCAGUCCCCAUGCAUAUCCACAUGCUUGAUCUGUUAGGUACACCCUUCCUUGGUUGAAGAUAAUUUAGCCCUAAAUUUUGUAACUCCACAUUUAAAACUCAAAUGAAAAACUAGCUAGUAAAUGUAUCUGUGGGGGCAAUCCUAUGCUAGCAACAAGAUGGAAUAGAGCCCGUAGGCCUCAAUCCUGCAGUUGAAGCCACGUGGGCAAACUUUUUUCACUCAUGCAGAGUCCCACCAAAGUCAAUUGGAUCUGCAAAGAUAUCUAGAUUCUGUGACUUGUAUUUACAUUAACAAAUCUGUUUUGAUUAGUGUUACACCACUUGGGAAGCUUGGAUACAUAGAGCAGAAUGCACUAGUUUUAAGUGUCAUAAAAAUUGGGGGGGAAUGUAGUUGAAGAUAAAUCCAUGGCAGGUGUUGGGUUAUUGAGUGCCUCGAAGAUGAGUAGUUUUAGAAGCGUGCAAGGUAGUUAUUCUGACAAUAUUGCCAUACUGCCUCUGACACUAUUAAAAUUCUCUUUCUACAAGCCUUACUAUUCCAAAUGAUUGCUAAUGCAUUGGAAUGACAUUAUUCUGUUUUGUGAGACGUGGGUGUGUCACACUGGUGACAUAUAGCUCCUUGUGCAUUGUGCACCAGCGGUUCACAGGGCUGUACCUUCUCUUUUUAGGAUCUAGUCAAUGGUACUUUAAUAAAUGUUGUGUAAAAAAAAAUUGCCUAUAGUUCUGUAUAGCAAAUGUGAUUUUUUUAUGACAAGAAUGUGUAUUUAAUGUAAAAAGCAUAAAACCCAGUUUCUUUGUAUUCGGUGAAA
Molecule: messenger RNA, 8187 nt
Organism: Mauremys mutica (yellowpond turtle)
Lineage: Eukaryota; Metazoa; Chordata; Testudines; Geoemydidae
Gene: PLCXD3
Product: phosphatidylinositol specific phospholipase C X domain containing 3
Exons: 3
Coding region: 65-1033 (322 amino acids)
Biological process (GO): lipid metabolic process
Cellular component (GO): synapse
Molecular function (GO): phosphoric diester hydrolase activity
Source: RefSeq, a predicted model, not a curated record